Physcomitrium patens is the source of this 1491-nucleotide messenger RNA. RefSeq lists its product as uncharacterized. The record is from RefSeq and is a predicted model, not a curated record. NCBI's taxonomy places the organism in Eukaryota, Viridiplantae, Streptophyta, Bryopsida, Funariales, Funariaceae.
CCGCCCACUGUCGAGCAGAUUCUUUCAAGCUUGGCUCCGGCGUUGUCUCGACUCGUCUCGUUGCGUCUUUCGCGUUUUGGUGUCUUGCUGCUCGUGGUUGCUUAGGUUUUGGAGUCCCGACGAGUUGGCGCAGAAGUGAGGAUUCGGAGGAGAGCUAGAGCAAGGGAAGUACAUUAUGCAGGGUCAUCAAGGGAGAGCUAGGUCGGGGGGCAGGGGAGGAGUUGGAGGCGGAGGCGGAGGCGGAGGCGGAGGGUAUCAGUACCAUCGCCAUGGCUUCCAUCCCUACGCAACAACUGGAUGGCAGCCUUAUGGCUUGGGCAGCUACGAAGGGCAUCACAUGCAGCACCAUGGGGGAUUUAACCCGUCGUAUGUGCGAGGAGGGGUUCCCCGAGGAGACAUUUUGCCUUUGGGAGUGCAAGGAGCUGGGAUCUUGAAGAGACCGACCGGCCCGCCGCAGGGGCCUUUGUUGCAUGGUCGAGGUCAUCAGCGGGGACGUGGUCGAGGUUCUCGGGGUGGACGCGGUAGCCGUGGUCGUGGUAGCCGGGACAAUGAUCAAAAGCCCUUGACAAAAGAAGCACUUGAUGCUGAUUUAGAUGAGUGGCGAAUGAAAGACAAGAAGAAUGCCGGAAGUUCGUUGGACACGGAACUGGACGAUUACUGGAAGAACAAUAAAGAAGAAGAAGAUCCCACUGAUAAAGACGAUGGAGAGCUCUUGGAGUCUGCACCAGCUGCUGCUGAAGUGCCUGUAGCUUCUAAGUCUGAAAGCUCCAAAACUAUCAAACCCGCUGCCAAAAAAUCUAACGGGGCAAGACCAAUUGACCGUAGUAAUGGAGGAGUUCCGGAGGCAUCUAACGGCGAAUGAACGAAGCGUGAUGUGUAGUGUUGUCAUUGGUUACUGGCAUUACCUUGCAGUAUUCUUGGAGAAGAAUUAUGAGGAUAUUUUUCGCCAUGAAUGGGCAUGAUGACGAUUUUUACCAGGGACUUGCAGGCAGUUAUAGCUUUAUUGACUCCCACAUUGGACGGGGCGGUGAUUCUCAGCCAUAUACAGGGGGGUUGAAUUGCAUUGCAGAAAUUAGCAUGGCUGAUGCAGUGCUCGAUACCUGAAUCACACCAGGGACCUGACUCAUACUUAUGCAGAAAUAGAUACAGAAUGUGCUCUCAUUCUGUGGAGAACAGUUGCCCAAAGCAGUAUUUUGGAUUAACCUGGCGACCUUCAUCCUCCGCUUAGAAGUUGGAGCCAACUUCUUCUUGUUCAUUUCAGCAAGUAUGAGACUAUUAUAUAUAUCGUGGCUGUUCUGUAAGCUUCCGAAAAACGUUCUUGUAGAUUGACAAGCAGAUCUCGAUUCUACAUCAUUACUUACUGGCUAGUAGUAAGUUUUCCGGAUGGAAUUUGACACUUUUUGAAAUCUAUGUGGAAAACGGAGCUAUGUCACUGAACUCACACCUAAACAAAGAGUACGGAAGGGCGUGAACUUUAACGUUGAAAGUGAA